AUCAAUCUAAAACAAAAAAUCUAACGCUCAUCUCAAAACACCUAAAAAAGUGUUUUGAGAUUCCCGUGGCUUUUAUUUCUCCCCAAAAACCAUCCUGAUCCCCUCUCUCUCCCUCAACCCUAACACCAUCGCCGCCCCUCCUGCGUGCCGCCCCGACCCGUCGCCAGCCUCCGACAGUCGAUCGCCACCCCGACCAGUCGUAAUCGCCGCCCCCGAAACCUUCGCCACGCCACCGACCCGUCGCCGCAGCCGUCUCGCGUCGCCGCUGCCGCCUCGUCGCUGGCUCCGGUCGCUCCGCUCCGCCUCUGACUCCUCCUCCAAUUUCGAUCAAGAUAUAGCAUUGGAUAUUGCUGAAUUUUUGACUGGAGCGUGUUCGUGUAUAUUGAAGCAAUGGCCAACCUUGCCGAUUCGUUCUUGGCUGAUCUUGAUGAACUGUCUGACAAUGAAGUGAAUCUUACUGACAAUGAGGAUGCUGAUGUAGCAGAAAUGGAAGAAGAUGGUGAUGGUGAUAUUGCGGAUAUUGAGGCUCUUAAUUAUGAUGAUCUUGAUAGUGUUUCGAAAUUGCAGAAGACACAACGCUAUAUUGAUAUUAUGCAGAAAGUGGAAGAUGCGCUCCAGAAAGGAUUGGAUGUAUCUGAAGCUGAUAAUUCAUCAGUUUUGGAGGAAGAUCCUGAGUAUCAGCUUAUUGUGGAUUGCAAUGCUUUAUCAGUUGAUAUUGAGAAUGAGAUUAUUAUAGUACACAACUUUAUACGUGACAACUAUCGCUUGAAGUUCCCUGAGCUUGAGUCUCUUGUUCAUCAUCCCAUUGAUUAUGCGCGGGUGGUUAAAAAAAUUGGAAACGAGAUGGAUCUAACACUUGUUGAUUUGGAGGGUCUUCUACCCUCAGCUAUUAUCAUGGUUGUAUCAGUUACAGCUUCAACUACAAGCGGCAAGCCUCUUUCAGAAGAAAACCUGAAAAAAACAAUUGAUGCGUGUGAUCGAGCUCUUGCUCUUGAUUUGGCAAAGAAGCAGGUACUUGAUUUUGUUGAGAGUAGGAUGGGACGUAUAGCCCCAAAUGUUUCUGCUAUUGUUGGCACUGAAAUUGCUGCAAAACUUAUGGGAACUGCUGGUGGUUUAUCAGCACUAGCAAAGAUGCCCGCUUGCAACGUUCAGGUCCUUGGAGCAAAGAAAAAGAAUCUUGCUGGAUUUUCUUCUGCAACCUCUCAGAUUCAUGUAGGUUUUCUUGAACAAUCUGAGAUUUAUCAGACCACUCCUCCUUCUCUCAAGAUGCGUGCUUGCCGACUGCUGGCUUCAAAAUCAACCCUAGCAGCAAGAGUAGAUUCAAUAAGAGGGGACCCAACUGGAAAAACUGGCAGGUUUCUGCUGGACGAAAUUCGUAAGAAGAUUGAGAAGUGGCAGGAGCCUCCCCCUGCAAAGCAACCGAAACCUCUUCCAGUUCCUGAUUCUGAGCCUAAAAAGAAGAGAGGUGGUCGUAGGCUCCGGAAAAAGAAAGAAAGAUAUGCAAUUACUGAUAUGAGGAAGCUGGCCAACCGAAUGCAAUUUGGAGUUCCAGAAGAGAGUUCCCUAGGUGAUGGUUUGGGCGAGGGGUAUGGAAUGCUUGGUCAGGCAGGAAGCGGAAAGUUGCGUGUCUCAGUUGUACAAAGUAAACUUGCUGCUAAAGCUGCUAAGAAGUUUAAGGAGAAGCAGUACGGAAGCAGUGGUGCUACCUCAGGACUGACAUCAAGCCUAGCAUUUACUCCUGUACAGGGAAUAGAACUGUCGAACCCCCAAGCCCAUGGGAAUGCUCUUGGUGGUGGAACCCAGAGCACCUACUUCUCUGAGGUUGGAACAUUCUCGAAGAUUAGGAGGACCUAAUAUGUGAACCCUUUCUUUCGUACGAGCAGCAACACAGUUUAUAUCGAGCUAUGCUAUAUAUGGUCAUGUCUUCUGUUGAGGUGAUUCUGAGCGAGUGCAAAUCCGUUAUAAGCUGUAGUGCUGUACUCUUAAUAUCCGAAUUCAGAAUCCUUAUAUAGAAAUACUUUGCACUCUUUUCUAUUAAAAUUUCCUUUGUGACUUUCAGGGUACAUAUGUCCGUCUGUUCCAUUUGAUGAUUUCUGGGUGUAAAAAACGUUUCCAUGAGCGUGUCAACAUC
This is a messenger RNA of Asparagus officinalis (garden asparagus), 2131 nucleotides long. Its product is annotated as U4/U6 small nuclear ribonucleoprotein Prp31 homolog. The record is from RefSeq and is a predicted model, not a curated record. Gene Ontology annotation, cellular component: U4/U6 x U5 tri-snRNP complex; U4 snRNP; precatalytic spliceosome. Gene Ontology annotation, biological process: spliceosomal tri-snRNP complex assembly; mRNA splicing, via spliceosome. The transcript has 11 exons. The coding region runs from base 391 to 1854 and encodes 487 amino acids. NCBI's taxonomy places the organism in Eukaryota, Viridiplantae, Streptophyta, Magnoliopsida, Asparagales, Asparagaceae.